Molecule: messenger RNA, 338 nt
Organism: Rotaria sordida
Lineage: Eukaryota; Metazoa; Rotifera; Eurotatoria; Philodinida; Philodinidae
Source: the annotation of a GenBank genome assembly
AUGAGAAAGCGAUUGAUCAGUUGAAAAUGUUCUCUCAUCAAUACUCUCCUAGAGAUACUAAUAGUAUGUAAAUCAAUCCAAUGCUGUUGAUACUCAAACAAUAUAUGUUUAAAGUGCAUUUUUAUUUUAUGUAAUUUUAUUUUAGACUACGAACAAUCAUUGAUAGUGAUAAAAUUUUGGUCUUAUCUCAUGGUCAAGUCAUGGAAUUUGCAAAUCCUUAUGAACUAUUAUGUGAGGACCAAUCACACUUUGCAGAACUCGUCUCUCAAACUGGUGAUCGUGAAGCUGCACAUUUAAUUCGACAAGCUAGAAGAGCUGCAAUGACCCGUCACUCUUAA